AUGGAGGAAGGCUUCCAAGCACACCAGACUCGGUUUCCGCGCUCGCAGUCUGAUGGCUGGCGAAGGAGAGCCAUGUCGGGUGCUACCACCGGAGGCGAGCAACGCCGUCAAGCCUCCACCACAGAACCAGCGCGUCCAAAUAAUGGUUUCAUCAAACCCAGCCAGCUUCUCCAUAGCACGGCCCCUGGAUCAUUCCGACCUCCACAGAUGCCACUUUAUUACACUCCCGCCCAGUACGACUGGCAAGAUCCUAUAGGGAGGCAGAUUCCGCCCGGGUACCCUCUUUCGCCCCUGUACCAGAGUCAUGAGCGCCAAAUGCCUGCUACCCAUGACAACCACACCGUGAACCGUGACCAGGGAAAUCUUCCCUUCCACUCGGUCGACACCCGCCUCCCCCAUACACCCCUCUCCAAUUCCUUUGCCUUCGGCUAUACUCCCGGGUAUGGCGCCAAGCCCAACCUUUAUCCCAGUUCAGACGGGAACGCCGUGGUGGCGGGUUACCCAUACCCUGCUUUCGAAAACAUCACGGCCACGAGAGCUUGGGCUUCUGGACCAGAAUCCCCACAGCCCAUGACCCCACGUCGUAUUUUCGAAAGCCCGGCAAUUGAGGAAAGGCCAAGAAGAGAUAUCUCCAGUUCCCCUAACUUUGACGACUCUUCAGCUGCGAGCUCUACCGCCGCCCAUGGUGGACAUCGACUGAGACCGUCACCGCCAAGCGGGCCUGCCAGCACGAGUACACGCUCCAAUAUGGGUGCACGACGGAACAGUCCAAGAACGCCGAGUCAACAAAGGGUAGUACACUCUACGGCAAUUGCCUCCAGCUCGUCUUCUUAUCAUUACGGCAGGGGAGAGCAACAAGGAAGUGAUCGUGGCACAGGGCCCCCCAGAACGAGCUACUCAAAGCCGGCUGCUCCCAGUUUCUACACGCAGUCCCCCGUCUCGAUGGCUUCCUCCCCAGCAAAGUCUCAACAAGACACCUACGGCUCAUUUCACGAUCGCGUCACCAAGAGUCGUGCAAUGAGCACGAGAUCAACCUUGCUUACGCCUGUCUUGAGUGACUCCGAGUCCGACUCAGAUACUCAAGGGCAAUUGGAGUCGCAUCUCAAAAACACGCGCUGCAUCCUUUCACGCGAUGGUCCCACGACUCCAUCAAGCGCAUUAGCUCCCAAAACAACAGCUCCAACCGUUAGCUCGGAGGAAAGAGAUCAUGUGGUCUGCGCCGUGUCAGAGAGUCGCUCUGCAGAAGUGGUUGGCAUUGCAGUCAUCAAUAUUACUGCCGGACAAGUGGAUUUAGCCACCAUCCUUAACGAUGAAAAGCACAUGUACCAGCGACUUGGAGAUACGUUGUGGAAGUUGGCAUCAAAACCGGAAAAGUUCCUCGUUGUCAACAGCGUCACCAAGGACAGCAGCAAGUCUAUGCUCAUUUCUUGUCUAGAGCAAGACUUCCCAGAAGUCCCCAUAGUGGUUUGGGGAAGGAAACAUUGGAACGAGGCAGAAGGGCUCAGGAUGAUUGAGCGUUUUGCACUUCGGGAUCAAAUCAUAUCCGUCAGGUCAGAUCUUGAGAACAACUUCUACACUCCGUGCGCCUUUUCUGCUAACGAGCUGAACAUCCAUUUUGCCAGCAACGCCCUACGAAUCAGGUGCAUUCAGCCACUCAACACGAUGGGUAUAGACCGCACCACCGCUGCCUCGUUAGAGCUGCUGCAGAACACACGACGAGCUACCGCAAAGAUGUCGACGCUGUUUGGUAUACUGAACAGUACGCUAACUCCUCAAGGACACCGCUUGCUACGCACAACCCUCCUGCAGCCGAGUACAGACAAGGAAGAGAUCAUAGAACGGUAUGAAUCAGUAGAGGAAUUGUCUACAAACAAAGAGCUUUUUGGCAAGUUGCGCAAAGCACUCAAAGAACUUGACCGGACUGACUUUGAACGCGUCAUUGUAUGGAAACAACCCAAUCCACGCCAGCCUCUGGAAGAAGGUCUUCCUGCAAUUACGAAUCAGGGCCCGACCCUGCCCACCCACGCAGAGCUUACCAAAGCGGAACAGGAGCUGAAUAACAUGCUAAUGCUAAAGGCAUAUAUUCGUGGUAUCGACGCAUUGCAUGAUAUUUUUGUGGCUGCUGAGUGCAGAAGCCACCUAUUGAGAUGGACCAAGGAUAAAUUUGCGCCGGAGCAUACUGAGCCCAUCCAAGGCGCCUUGGAGGAGACGAUCGAACAGGAUGCCAGGUAUAGCAAGAGGCCAAUCGAUGUGAGAAACAAUCGGAUAUGGGCCGUCAAAGCUGAGCGAAAUGCUGUUCUUCAACGAGCACGGAGCUCAUACAAAAAGCUCACGGAUGAUAUCAACAAAUACUUUGAUGAGAUGAACAACCAGUUCACCCAGUUGUACAUGGACAGCAACCGGCGAUAUUGCAUUAAGUUCGACUACUCUGAUGUCGCACGUGAACUGGCGCACGUCAAAUCCAACAAGCAAGUUUCCAUCGCCGGCGUCGACGUUGUCAACGGUACCCGUGACAAAACGCAUUUCAAAUGCACGACAGCCGAGCUUCUCAAGAGGAGCCGGGCGAUUCAGGGCCAGGCAGACGUAGCGACCAUGCAGAGCGACAGUGUGAUUAUCGACCUGAAGAAGAGGCUCCAGGAGCAUUCAAGUCUCAUGUUCGAUAUCAGCGAUGCUGUUGCGCUGCUCGAUAUGCUCUGCUCAUUUACACAAGCCGCCACCACCAAGAAUUAUUCCCGGCCCAUGAUCACUGACAGCAUGGUCCUGAAGGAGGCACGGAAUCCAAUUGUGGAGUUACGAAAGAACAACUACCAUGCGAACGACGUCUAUUCUGGUGAUCAAUCCAAGCGCUUCCAGGUCAUCACUGGCGGUAACAUGAGCGGUAAAAGCACGUUUAUCAGAUCGGUUGCCCUUAUUCAAAUCAUGGCACAGAUGGGGUCAUUUGUUCCUGCGCAAUUUGCCUCGGUUUCCAUCUGUGAUAGGAUAUUUGCAAGAGUCUCAACGGAUGAUGCGCCUGAGAACAACCUGGGAGCAUUUGGUGUGGAGAUGAGGGAGACGAAUGUCAUCUUGCGGCAAGCUACAGAGAAGAGCAUGGUUAUUAUGGACGAGCUCGGGCGGGGCACUUCGCCAGGAGAUGGUAUGGCCCUCGCCGCUGCUGUCAGCGAGAGGUUGAUUAGUAUAAACCCGCGCGUUUUCUUCGCAACGCAUCUCACGGCUCUUGCUCGACUCUUGAACAGACGCUAUCAGAGAGAUGUCAUGACCAUGAGCGUCCACCUCCAAGUACGAAUCCAAACGGGCGGUGAAAAUGGCACCCAAAUCAUACUGCCGCAUACUCUCGCCGCAGGUCCCGUGCAGAACGAGGACUACGGCAUCGAACUAGCCCGACUUGUUCUUACUGGACCGGCGAGCGCGGAGGGAGAAAAAGCAGAGGACGCUAGACAGAACAGGCUACUCCUGGCUGUGCAUGGUUUAACCAGAGAAGCCAUUGACUUUAUCAUGAGCGAUGCGGCCUUCGCGUCGUACAUCUGCAGGUUGAGGAAUGAGUUUACACUUACGAUGUAUGCUCACGAGGAGGAAGAAUAUAUUGACGGCGCCGUUGAGGUUCGUCCUGUAGAAGUUGACGAGGCUAUUGAAGGUGGCCAACUUGGUCAGAAGCGGUCUGCUGAGGAUGAUACCGAAACCGAGAGUGGCACCGGAGAUGAAGGCAGAGAAAAGCGAAGGAGGGAAGAUUAG
Molecule: messenger RNA, 3729 nt
Organism: Sordaria macrospora k-hell
Lineage: Eukaryota; Fungi; Ascomycota; Sordariomycetes; Sordariales; Sordariaceae
Source: RefSeq, a predicted model, not a curated record